CUUUCCCCUUCCCCGGCUGCCGACGUGGGACCCGUAGCCGCGAGUGGUUGGCGGCAGCGGUGCGGGUGCGGAGCGGCAGGCAGGGAUGGGGUUGCUGCGGCUGCUGGCAGUGGCCCUCACUUGCUGCUGGUGGCCGUCGGGCAGCGAGGGUAAGACGCUGCGGGGCAGCUUCAGCAGCGCCGCGGCCCGAGACACGCAGGGCCAGCGCAUCGGCCACUUCGGGUUCCACGGUGACCAUGCUCUUCUCUGUGUCAGAAUCAACAGCGUAGCCGUAGCUGUUGGAAAAGAAGCGAAACUCUACCUGUUCCCAGCCCAGGAAUGGCUGAAGCUGCAGGAAAACAGUCGAGGUGACAGUUGUAGCGAAAAAUUGUCCAAAGCUCACUUGACAAUGACCGUGAAUCAGACUGAACAUAAUCUGACCGUGUCCCAGGUUCCGUAUCCACAAACAUGGCAUGUGUUUUAUGCAGACAAGUACACAUGCAAAGAUGACAAGGAGGAUUCUCAGGUGGAAGACAUACCAUUUGAGAUGGUGUUUCUAAACCCCGAUGCUGACGGGAAUCCACUUGAUCAUUUUAGUGCCGGAGAAUCUGGGUUACAUGAGUUCUUUUUCCUCCUAGUCCUAGCGUACUUUGUGAUUGCUUGCAUUUAUGCUCAGUCACUGUGGCAGGCUAUUAAUAAAGGAGGACCCAUGCACAUGAUUUUAAAGGUUCUGACAACCGCAUUGCUGUUACAAGCUGGUUCAGCUUUAGCUAAUUACAUUCAUUUCUCCAGUUACUCCAAAGAUGGAAUAGGGGUGCCUUUUAUGGGAAGUUUGGCAGAAUUUUUUGACAUCGCUUCCCAAAUUCAAAUGUUAUACCUCCUCCUGAGUCUGUGCAUGGGCUGGACCAUAGGCAGAAUGAAGAAGUCUCAAAGCAGACCUCUGCAGUGGGACUCCACCCCUGCAUCCACCGGCAUCGCCGUGGUCAUCGUCACGACACAGAGUAUUUUGCUACUUUGGGAGCAGUUUGAAGACACCAGUCCUCACAGCCACUAUUCCCACCACAACUUGGCAGGGACCCUUCUCCUCGUUCUGAGGGUCUGCCUAGCGCUGUCCUUAGGCUGUGGCCUCUACCAGAUCGUCGUGGUGGAGAGGAGCACGCUGAAAAGGGAGUUCUACGUCACCUUUGCCAAAGGCUGCGUCCUGUGGUUUUUGUGCCACCCGGUGCUUGCAUGUGUCUCUGCCGUGUGUAACGACCACCAGAGAGAUAAGGUCGUUACGAUGGGCGUCAUCCUUUGCCAGGCCGUCUCCAUGGUGGUUCUGUACAGACUCUUUCUGUCCCACAGCCUGUACUGGGAAGUGUCCUCGCUGUCCUCGGUGACGCUGCCGCUGGCCAUACCCUCUGGGCACAAGGGCCGGCCUCACUUCUGAUACUUGGUUUGCUUUACAGGAAGAGUGAACAGAGUGCAAUAAGGAUCCAAAUUCUGACUUUUUUUCAUACUUAUAGUAUGAAAAAUUGAACAUGGGAGGUAGAGCAGGUUAUUUAUACGACUGCAUUUAAGCAGUACCAAAACUGAAACAGGUAAUAAAUGAAAUGUUUUGAAAAAUACUGAAUAAAAUUUAAAGAAAGAGUAUGGUUAUAAGGUGAUUUAUGCAAUUUCCAUGUGGAAAUAAAGAUGAAAAGAAUUAUAUGAUAUUUUGGUAAGAGAUUCACCACUUACAAUGCCUCAUGUCAAAUAGUUAACUCAGGUUUGAGAGUCUUAUAAAAAGUAAUCAGUUAAAUGAUUACUUGCUUAUACAUAGCUAAGUCCAGCUAUGGAAUCAGUGUAGUACACUGAUCUGAACUGCUUUUUAUGCUUUAAAGAAAAUGCAUUUCACAUUGGAGUUGAAAGGAAUUGAAAAUGGCUUCAAAAUAAUAUUGAAAAGGCUUCAGAAAAUAAAUACCAGGUAUAUUGGUAGUUAAAUGAAUAAGCAUCUGUUUAUUUGUGGGUGGGGUUUUUCUCUGCUUUCUUCUAUCUCUUUGGCUCUAAUUUGGGUUUUACUUCAAUUAGCAAAGAGUUUUUGACAGUUUAUGAAAAAUAAAAUUAGAUACAUUCUGUGUGUUUUAAGGACAAAGGGUGUUAAAAUCUGAGUAUCUAGGUGAAAGGACAAGCAGGUUUACAUAUUUAAAAAGAAGAAAAGAGUACUGUGUGAUAUGUUACUAAAAUUUUAAUCCCGAUAUAAUUCAUUUCUCUUAACAUUGAAUCCCCAAUUAUAAUUAAGCCAUAUACACAGAUUAAAUUAACAGAAACACUUCACAUAAAUGUUGGUUUCAGUCAUCAACUACCCACAAAUUCCUGCCCAACGAUACUUAAUCAGGAUUAAAUUUUCUAUGAAUAAUUGAAAAACAAAAUACUCACUGGAUUUGUUCUAAUCCGUAUUGGCACUGGACUCCAAGUAGUUGCCAUCUUGAAACUUCUGUAAUAAAGCCACAUCCUUCUGUGCGUGAUGCCCAGCACGGAGUGUGGGGCGAAGUGCCCUCUGCCCAGUGCCUGUGGGGGGACUCGCUGGCUGGUUGUGGGUGCCUGCUGUACAGAGUGAGCUUUCCCAUUAGUGACUGAUGGGAAGUGACUCUGUUUCCGGCUGUGAGGUUGUUCGGGUCUUUUCAUUUUUACCUCUGGCUUGUUUUUUAAAACGUCUUAAAUCUACUUUCAGAGGCAUUAUAUUUUUAAGUAAUAAAUGGUGCGCUGAUCUGGUCAUUAAACUUUUUAAUUAAAUAGUGAAAAUAAUGUAGCACAACUUAAAAAUAUCCAUGGCUACCUUGUUUGCCCUGACACCUGGUCUUACUGGAAAUGAAUAGUAUUGUAUCAUUUUAUAGGCGAAAAUGUAUUUAUUUUUGAUUAGUCACUAGCAAAAUGUCAAAGCGACAAAGUUCAGCCUGCUCAUUAAAUCAUCUCUAGCAGUUCUUUGUAAAUUAGCUAACACAUGAGAGCUACAGGUUGAGACUAGAAGUCUGGGGUAUAUUUUAGGCUUACGUGAUCUGCCGAGUGGUCAUGACCUUUUCUUUGCCCACUAAUAACACCGGUUCUUGUCUCUUGUGUCCAACUGAAGUGCAGUUCAUUUCAGCUGAUAAAACAAGGGAAGGGUUUUCAUGAAUUUUGUGAACUUGCAACAAUGGGAAGGGACUGAUGUUCAUGUUACCUUACAAAGAACAUAGAAACUGUAAUCAGUAUAUAUGCAAUAUAGUCCUGUGCUUGCAUUUAGGAAACUUUAACAGGUGUUUUUACUUUAUUUUUUAAUUUAUGGUUGAAUUUGCCGAUAAUUUAUUUUGUUAUUCAAGAGCCAUUGUUAAAUGAAGUAAAACAAUUUACUUGUUCGUGAUUAAUGUAUAAAAGAGUUGUUAAUAAAG
This is a messenger RNA of Artibeus jamaicensis (Jamaican fruit-eating bat), 3365 nucleotides long. It is a transcript of the gene GPR180, whose product is annotated as G protein-coupled receptor 180. Gene Ontology annotation, biological process: G protein-coupled receptor signaling pathway; response to pheromone. The coding region runs from base 86 to 1408 and encodes 440 amino acids. The transcript has 9 exons. Lineage: Eukaryota; Metazoa; Chordata; Mammalia; Chiroptera; Phyllostomidae. The record is from RefSeq and is a predicted model, not a curated record.